Dissoconium aciculare CBS 342.82 is the source of this 1155-nucleotide messenger RNA. Its product is annotated as kinase-like protein. The transcript has a single exon. Gene Ontology annotation, biological process: protein phosphorylation. NCBI's taxonomy places the organism in Eukaryota, Fungi, Ascomycota, Dothideomycetes, Mycosphaerellales, Dissoconiaceae. Gene Ontology annotation, molecular function: ATP binding; protein kinase activity. The record is from RefSeq and is a predicted model, not a curated record. The annotation marks the transcript as partial.
AUGGAUUUCCUCCGGGCCCAGGAGGAAGCAGCUAAGCGAAAACGAGAUGCCGAUGAGAUGUACCAGUCAGUGGUUCGAAAUUGUCAGCGUGCCGGCACAGCUGUACCUCCGUAUGACUUUCUGGAGCUUAUUGGAAAGGGUGCGUUUGGUCGCGUCUACAAAGCUCGGUCUCAAAGCACAGGCGAUCUGGUGGCCAUCAAAAUCACCAACAUCGACGAAGAGGACUUCCGUGCCGAGUACGACCGCAUGGAUGAGACUAUUCGAGAUUUCAGGAAGGAAGUAAGCAUCCUACAGCAGCUGAAGGACAGCAAGACCAAGAACGUCAAUGUAAUCCAUGACGCUUUUGAUCUCCAUUCGCAGUUGUGGAUUGUGGCAGACUAUUGCACCGGCGGUAGCAUACGCACCCUCAUGCGGCCAUUUCAACGAGAGAAGCUUGGUCUUGAGGAGAAGUACAUCAUUCCUAUUGCUCGAGAGCUUCUCGUGGCUCUUAAAGGCAUGCAUGAUAUUGGUAUCAUUCAUCGAGACGUAAAGUGUGCCAAUGUCUAUGUCACUGAGGAUGGUGAGAUCCAACUUGGCGAUUUUGGAAUCGUCGGCGUCCUUGAAGAUGGAGUCUCUUCCAAGCGGAAGACUAUCGUCGGAACUCCACAUUGGAUGCCAAAGGAGAUUGUUGACGUAAUGACCGGGGUCACCACAGAAGAAAAACCAUAUGGAACCGAAAUUGACAUUUGGUCUUUUGGGUGCACAGUUUACGAAAUGGCUGCGGGACACCCUCCGUAUCAUGACGUUGGUCUCGGUCAGAGACUGGCUCGCAAACUUGAGCGCGCACCGCGCCUGGAAGACGACGCAUUUUCGAAAGAUCUCAAAGACUUGGUGGCGUUUUGCCUCAAUCCAGACCAGCAAGCGAGGCCAUCAGCCGAGGCCAUCCUGCAGCAUCCCUACAUUGCAGGGACCAGCAAGCGCUAUCCCACCAGCAAUCUCGUCAAACUCAUCGAGAAUUUCAAAGUGUGGGAAUAUGGCGGUGGCUCACGAUCGUCACUUUGGAUGGCCGGUCCUACUGAUUUGCAAUAUACCGAUAUCGAUGAAGACGACGAUUCCGAAGACGACGCCCAUUCCUCAGACGGGUGGAAUUUUAGCACUUCGGAAAGCUUCGACGAG